AUGAACACAAAGCUUGCAUUGGCCAUGGUUCAUGCUGGUGUCGGGGUCAGACAAAUAAACAGUAUUUUGUCUACUUUAAACAUACCCGCUGUCAACCACACCAUGCUCAUCAGAAGACAAAACGAGGCUGGACAAGCUGUCGAGGAGGUGGCAAAGUCAAGUGCGGAUACAUUCUUGCAAGAAGAAGUGCAUUUUAAUGAAAUGCCUAACAAUGAGAUUGAUGUCAGUGUGGAUGCAGGAUGGCAGAAAAGAGGCAGUGGAAGGGCGUAUGAUAGUUUAUCAGGACACUGCUCAAUGGUCGGCACGAAGACUGGCAAGGUCUUGGCAUACGCAGUCCGUUGCAAAACCUGCAGAGUAUGCAGUCAGCAUAAGAAAAAAGGUAAUGACCCAUGCAAGCUACACGAUUGUAGAAAAAAUUGGAGUGGUUCAGCAAAGGCCAUGGAACCAGACAUGGUCACUGAAAUGAUCAUUGAAACUGCCAAAAAAGGUGUUAAGGUUACAGGGAUAGUUGGUGAUGAUGACACCACAACAGCAGCAAGACUGAAAACCAAUGUUCCCCAUAUGGUAGAGAAAAGAUCUGACAAAAAUCAUGUGAAAAAAAUUCUGGCCAAUUGUUUGUAUGGCAUGCAAAAGAACUUUCCAACUUUAAGCACAAACAUUAUCUACUAUUUACUUAAAUUAUUCAACUACAAUAUAUCACAGAAUAAACAAAACCCUGUCGGCAUUUCACGUGGUAUGGAUGCUGUUGUUGGACACGUGUUUGGUGAUUAUUCUUUCUGUGAUGACACAUGGUGCAGGUUUAUUCACAACAGCUCUGCUAAAUAUUUCUCCUUACCCUAUGGAAGACCACUGACCAACCCUUCACUGACGGCGGCAUUGCUUGAUGUUUUUGGUGCUUAUAAAAAAAUAGCCCCCAAAUUAAGCAUGUUGGGCAGUACUCAAGCCAACGAGAGUCUCAACAAGUACAUAGCCAGCAAAGCUCCCAAACAGCUUCAUCUUUCUGGGUCAGCUAAUUUGAAUUUUAGGGUUGCUGCUGGUGUAGCACAGAAAAACCUUGGAAGCUGUUAUCUCACAAAUGUUAAUCAGAAACUGGGUGUUUCACCCGGUACUUUCACGUCAAAACUGGCUCUUCUCCGUGACCUUCAGCACAAGAAAAGAAAGACCAUAGCUGUUACUCGUGCAGCAAAACAGCGACGCAUAAGACUCAAACUGGAACGGCAUUCAAAGGACAUAGUGCAAGAAGUACGAGAGGGACCAACGUACAGUUCAAACAUAGAGGACCAAGAUGUUGAACUUACAACUAUACCCCCACCUGUACCCAAGCCUGGUCCAGCAGGACUAGACACUACUGGGAAGGAAUUUGUUUUCUUUGAUUUGGAAACAACAGGGUUAGAGCGUACUUCUCACAUAAUUCAGAUAGCUGCAGUGCAUACAAUUGGUCAGUUUUCAACAUAUGUGAUGCCAGAGAAGAAGAUGUCCUUGAAAGUAUCAGAAAUAACUAGAGUGACUGUUGUUGGCGAGUCUAUGCUUGUCAAGGGACAAACAGUAACAGCUGUCCCAAUCAAAUCUGCAUUGACAAGUUUUAUAACAUUCUUACAGAAAUGUUCACCAGUUAUUUUAGUUGGGCAUAAUAUAGAGUCUUUUGAUUGUAAAGUGUUGCUCCAUGCUAUCCAUUCUUGUGGAAAAAUGUUUGAGUUUCAGCAAGAAAUAUUACCAGAUAUGAAAUCAUAUAAGCAGGAAAAUUUAGUUAAAGACGUCAUUGGUGAAUCAUACAUGGCACAUAGCGCUCUACAGGAUGUUUUAGCGUUACAAAAGUUAUCACAACAAAAACAACAUCACCGCGUGGGCCCCAAAAAGUGCCACUGCCUAUGGGCCUCAACGGUUCUUAAACCGGCACUGGUUGUACCAGUACUAACGAAAUCGAGGAAAGCCAGUAUACGAGUCUGA
This is a messenger RNA of Dreissena polymorpha, 1947 nucleotides long. RefSeq lists its product as uncharacterized. Gene Ontology annotation, biological process: DNA catabolic process. The record is from RefSeq and is a predicted model, not a curated record. Gene Ontology annotation, cellular component: cytoplasm. Gene Ontology annotation, molecular function: 3'-5'-DNA exonuclease activity; nucleic acid binding. The transcript has 10 exons. Lineage: Eukaryota; Metazoa; Mollusca; Bivalvia; Myida; Dreissenidae. The coding region runs from base 1 to 1947 and encodes 648 amino acids.